AUGGAGGAGAAUCAUGGGAUCAUGGACUCGCUUGGUGGCGAUGAAUUGGAAAUUAGGAGCAAGAGAGAACAGGACAAAAUCCACACAGUGAAAAAACCAUAUCAAUAUUUGGAGUGUGGAGAGAGUUUCAGGCAGAGCUCCCAUUCCUCUUCCCAUCAAAGAAACCCCAUUGGACAGAAACCCUAUCAGUGCUUGGAAUGUGGAAGGAGCUUCAGGGAUAAACCGUAUCAGUGCUUGGAAUGUAGAAAGAGCUUCAACCAAAAGAAAAAUCUCAUUUCCCAUCAAAUAAUUCAUACAAGGGAGAAACCAUAUCAGUGUUUGGAAUGUGGAAAGUGCUUCCGUAAGAGCUGCCAUCUCACACCCCAUCAAAGAAUUCAUACUGGAGAAAAGCCAUAUCAGUGCUUGGAAUGUGGAAAGAGCUUCAGUCGGAAAGAUAGUCUCAAUUCCCACAAAAGAAUUCAUAGUGGGGAGGAGCCAUAUCAGUGCCUGGAAUGUGGAAAAAGCUUCACCUGGAAGGAAAGUCUCAAUUCCCACCAAAGACUUCAUAGUGGGGAGGAACCAUUUAAAUGCUUGGAAUGUGGAAACAGCUUCAGCUGUAAGAGAAAUCUCACUCUCCAUCAAACAAUUCAUACAGGGGAGAAACCGUAUCAGUGCUUGGAAUGUGGGAACACCUUCACCCAGAAGUUAAGUCUCAUUUCCCACCAUCUAAUUCAUACAGGGGAGAGACCAUAUCAGUGCUUGGAAUGUGGGAAAAGCUUCAAUAAGAGGGGCAAUCUCACAGCCCAUCAAAGAAUUCAUGCAAGGGGGAAACCAUAUAAGAACUACAACAGCCGAGGCCCUCGGAAAAGCCCCACUAUCAGCACAAUCCUCCGAGGGAAGGAUCCUUUUGCAGAAAGGAGCCUGGGUUCCCCUGAGGCAGAGAAGACUCCGUUGGUCACCAGAGAGAGGUCACUGGGUGUUGAUGAAUUGGAAAAUAAGAAUAAGGGAGGGCCCCACAAAAUCCACAUGAAGAGGAAGCCAUUUAAAUAUUCGGGACAUGGGAAUUUCAGCCAGAGCUUCCACUCCACUUCCCAUCUAAGAAAUCUCUCGGGGAAGAAAAUCUAUCUGUGUUCGGAAUGUGGAAAGAACUUCUGUCGGAAAUCCCACCUCACUUACCAUCAAGUAACUCACAGCAGGGAGAAACCAUUUAAGUGCCAAGAAUGUGGAAAGAGCUUCAGUCAGAAGAGAAGUCUCACUUCCCAUCAAAGAAUUCAUACAGGAGAGAAACCAUAUCACUGCUUAGAAUGUGGAAAGAGUUUCAGCUGGAAGAAAAGACUCACUUCGCAUCAAAGAAUUCACACAGGGGAGAAACGAUAUCAUUGCCUCGCAUGUGGAAAGAGCUUCAGAACUAGGGCCCAUUUCACAGUCCAUCAAAGAAUUCAUACUGGUGAGAAACCAUAUCAUUGUUUGGAAUGUGGAAAGAGCUUCAGUCGGAAGGAUAGUCUCACUUCUCAUCAAAGAACUCAUACUGGGGAGAAACCAUCUCAGUGCUUGGAAUGUGGAAGGAGCUUCACUCAGAGCGCAGGUCUCAGGUCCCAUCAAAGAAUUCAUACUGGAGAGAAACCAUAUCAAUGCUUGGAAUGUGGAAAGAACUUCAGUCAUAGGGCUGCUCUCACUUCCCAUCAAAUAACUCACAGUGGGGAGAAACCUUAUCAGUGCACGGAAUGUGGAAAAAGCUUCAGUCGGAAGGAUAGUCUCACUCUCCAUCAAAGGAUUCAUACAGGGGAGAAACCAUAUCAAUGCUGGGAGUGUGGAAAGAGGUUCAAUUGGAAGAAAACGUUCACUUCCCACCAAAGAAUUCAUACAGGAGAAAAUCCAUAUCCGUGCUUAGAAUGUGGAAAAAGCUUAAGCUGCAAGAAUAGUCUCACUUCACAUCAAAGGAUUCAUACAGGGGAGAAACCGUAUCAGUGCAUGGAAUGUGGAAAGAGCUUCAUUCAGAGUUCCAAUCUCACUUCCCAUCAAAUGACUCACAGUGGCGAGAAACCAUUUAAAUGCUUGGAAUGUGGAAAAAGCUUCAAUUCCAAGAGAACUCUCACUUCCCAUCAAAGAGUCCAUAUGGGGGAGAAAACAUAUCCAUGCUUGGAAUGUGGAAAGGGCUUCAGCCGCCGUGCCAAUCUAAUGUUCCAUCAAAGAACUCACAGCGGAGAGAAUCAAAGAGUUAUAGGAUCAUAG
Lacerta agilis (Sand lizard) is the source of this 2211-nucleotide messenger RNA. Its product is annotated as zinc finger protein 850-like. The record is from RefSeq and is a predicted model, not a curated record. Bases 1 to 2211 code for a protein of 736 amino acids. NCBI's taxonomy places the organism in Eukaryota, Metazoa, Chordata, Lepidosauria, Squamata, Lacertidae. The transcript is spliced from 6 exons.